AUGUACUAUCCAUUUCAGUCCCAAGGGGAAUGGUCUUUAGCCAAGUUUCUUGCAGAAAACCUCACACAAACUCAGAUCAAAAGAUUUCUUGCUUUACCCUGGUUGAUUUGGCGUGAUGCAGAGGAGGUUGUACAGUCCUUGUUUGGAAAUCCUAUCUUUGGUGCCAACAUGAUGUUCGAUCCUAUCCUGGUCAUGACUGCUCUUGGGCGGGAGUAUAGUGAAUGGUUUCCAGCACAUGAAGCCCAUCGCAUCCAGGAUUCCCUGCCAGAUGGUGCAACAAUUACCCCUGUGACAAGGAUGACAGGUGGACUAGAAAUGCACCCCCUCUUCAUCAGCAUUGGCCUGAAACACUCUGUGGACACUGGAUCCAUGAUGCUGGACCCUCAUGGACACCUGUGGCAUUGUUUCAUGCCAUUAGUGGCAUGGACUGCUGACCUCCCUGAACAACUAAUGAUUGCAUGUGUCUCCAAGAGUGCAUCUCCUGUUACAGAAGCAACCCACAAGCAAUUUGGUGAUGUUCAUCGCCAAUCAUCUCAUACCAGCAAUCUCACUCUCCAGCACAUUGAACAAGUCACUUGGAAUGUUCACCCAUGGGAUAAUCUGAACAGUUUUCAAAGACAGGCAAAGAUGCUACAAUUAAAUGGUAUCUGCCUCCCAUUUUGGAGAAACUGGCUGUUUGUGAACCCUUCCACUUUCCUUCUUCCUGAAAUCCUCCAUACAUGCCACAAGUUUUUUUUUGAUCAUGUCCUUCCAUGGUGCAAAGUCUUACUUGGUGACGAACUCAAUGUGCGAUUCAAGUGUCACCACAAACAUAUUGCAGUAAGGCACUUUGUGAGCAGCAUUUCGCACGUCAAGCAAAUGACAGGCAGAGAACACUGUGACAUCCAGUGCACCAUCAUUCCCAUGAUAGCUGGUUGUGUACCUCCAUGGUUCCUCCAUGCUGUAUGCACUCUUAUCAGCUUCAUAUACCAAGCACAGAGUCCUGUGCAUACAGACAGUUCUGUGGAGGCAAUGGAAUUGUCAUUGCAUGAAUUCCACACCCACAAGGAUGCCAUUAUCGAGGCGAGAGCUAGAAUGACAAAAUCAGGUGGUGUGAAAGAUGACUUCCUCAUCCCAAAGUUGGAGCUUUUUCACAGUUUUGCAGAGGCAAUUCAUAACAGUGGUGGGCUCAUACAGUAUACUGCAGACCACCCAUUCCAACAUACUAACAAAGGCAAAGACUUUGUGGACCAAUCUAUGUGGCAGUUUGACAUGUACUCGUUGAUACACUCAAGUGAUAUACCCCUCAUCAACACUGUUUCCAUGGAAGAGGAAGAAAUCACCACAGCAAAUCCAAUGCUUGCAUGGAUGAGACUAACUUGUCACUGA
Messenger RNA from Pisolithus orientalis, 1368 nucleotides. RefSeq lists its product as uncharacterized. The coding region runs from base 1 to 1368 and encodes 455 amino acids. The transcript is spliced from 8 exons. NCBI's taxonomy places the organism in Eukaryota, Fungi, Basidiomycota, Agaricomycetes, Boletales, Pisolithaceae. The record is from RefSeq and is a predicted model, not a curated record.